AAAGCGGCGGCCGGCGGAGUCUCUGCUGUGCGCCUCGCCCUCCCUCCCAGACGCCGCCCUGUCCCGGCAGAGGAUGAGCAGCAACCAGUUCAACAAGGGGCCCAGCUAUGGCUUGUCCGCUGAAGUCCGCAACCGGCUUGCCCAGAAAUACGACCCACAGAAGGAAGCCGAGCUGCGGGUAUGGAUCGAAGGCAUCACUGGCAGAGAGAUUGGGCCCGACUUCCAGAAGGGGCUGAAGAAUGGCGUUAUCCUUUGCGAGCUAAUAAACCAACUUCAGCCCGGUUCUGUAAAGAAAAUUCACCAUUCAGCUCUAAACUGGCACCAGCUAGAGAAUCUCUCCAAUUUCAUCAAAGCCCUGAUUAGUUACGGCUUGAAGCCCGUCGACCUCUUUGAGGCGAACGAUCUCUACGAGAGUGGGAACAUGACACAAGUCCAGGUGUCGCUGCUGGCACUGGCAAGCAUGGCCAAGACUAAAGGGAUUGACAGCGGCCCGGACAUCGGGGUGAAAUAUUCGGAGAAACAGCAGAGGAACUUUGAUGACGCUAAGCUGAAAGCAGGCCAGUGUGUCAUUGGUCUGCAGAUGGGCACUAAUAAGUGUGCCAGUCAAUCGGGGAUGACAGCCUAUGGCACCAGGCGGCACUUGUAUGACCCAAAGAACCAGAUCCUACCUCCAAUGGACCACUCAACCAUCAGUCUGCAGAUGGGCACGAACAAAUGUGCCAGUCAGGUGGGCAUGACGGCUCCAGGGACCCGGCGGCACAUCUAUGAUUCCAAGACAGGCACGGACAAAUGUGACGAUAGCUCUAUGUCUCUCCAGAUGGGCUACACGCAGGGGGCCAACCAAAGUGGGCAGGCUUUUGGCAUGAGCCGCCAAAUCUAUGACCCCAAGUACUGCCCUCUGGGCAGUCCCAGUGAUGUAACCAAUAACCCAGACAGGAACUCACCUGAAUAUUACUAUUAUCAGGAACAGGAAGAUUAGAGAGCCUGCAAAGUUGGUGUUUCCUUUUUCCUGUAACUUUUCCUGUAACACUUUCUGCCUCUUUUGCCAGCAAUACUGCACAGUAUCUCAUGUAUUUUGUAACCUAUUUUUUAAAGAAAAGGAAUCCUUUGCCUAUUUUUUUAAGCAGAGAUGCAAAAUAAAGGUCGUGAUUUUAA
Messenger RNA from Eublepharis macularius, 1155 nucleotides. RefSeq names its product calponin 2 (gene CNN2). Gene Ontology annotation, molecular function: actin binding. NCBI's taxonomy places the organism in Eukaryota, Metazoa, Chordata, Lepidosauria, Squamata, Eublepharidae. The coding region runs from base 74 to 979 and encodes 301 amino acids. The transcript has 7 exons. Gene Ontology annotation, biological process: actomyosin structure organization. The record is from RefSeq and is a predicted model, not a curated record.